AUGCCCACCUUCGGGCUUUCUCUCCUGGAGGCCCGGCCCACUGCCCCUGAAGCCGUUGCUGAGAGCAAGCUGAAGCUGCCCACCAUCAAGAUGCCCUCCUUUGGCAUUGGGGUCUCGGCACCUGAGGUCAAGGGGCCUGCCGUGAAGCUCCCCAAGGCCCCUGAGGUCAAGCUCCCAAAAGUGCCAGAGGCAGCCCUUCCAGAAGUGCAGCUCCCAGAGGUGGCACUUCCGAAAGUGUCAGAGAUGAAGCUCCCAAAGGCACCCGAGAUGGCGAAUGGAGCUUUCCAGAAGGUGCAGCUGCCAAAAGUGUCUGAGGAUGAAGCUCCCAAAAGGGUGCCGAAGAAUGGGCAGUGCCCGAGGUGCGACUCCCAGAGGGUGCAGCUCCCAAAAGUUUCUGAGAUGAAGCUCCUAAAAGGUGCCCGAGAAGGGUUGUGCCGAGGUGCGAUUGCCAGAGGUGCAGCUCCAAAAUUCUCAGAGAUGAAGCUCCCAAAGGUGCCCGAGAUGACAGUGCCCGAGGUGCGACUCCCAGAGGUGGCACUUCCGAAAGUCUCGGAGAUGAAGCUCCCAAAGGUGCCCGAGAUGGCGGUGCCCGAGGUUCGACUGCCAGAGGUGCAGCUGCCAAUCUCAGAGAUGAAGCUCCCAAAGGUGCCUGAGAUGGUGGUGCCCGAGGUGCGACUGCCAGAGGUGCAGCUGCCAAAGGUGUCAGAGAUCCGGCUGCCAGAAAUGCAAGUGCCAAAGGCCCCAGAUGUGCAGCUUCUGAAGGCACCUGAGAUGAAGCUGCCCAAGGCUCCAGAAGUGCAGCUAAAAGCUGCCAAGGCAGAGAAGGUAGAGGGGGUGGAAUUUGGCUUCAAGAUGCCCAAGAUGACCAUGCCCAGAUUCGGGAGGGCAGGGUCCCCGUCACGAGGCAAGUCAGGCGAGGCAGGGGCUGAGGUCUCAGGGAAGCUGGUGACACUUCCCUGUCUACAGCCAGAGGUGGACGGCGAGGCUCGUGUGGGUGUCCCCUCUCUCACAUUGCCCUCCGUGGAGCUAGACCUGCCAAGAGCACUCAGCUUGGAGGGGCAGGUUCCAGUGGCUGAAGCGGGCAAGGUGGAGCGAGCAGAACGCAAGGUAGCACAGGCAGAGGGCAAGGUGGAAUGGGCAGAGGGCAAGGUGGCAGCAGGGGUUGGGGAAGUGGCCUUCCGGAUGCCCUCUGUUGAGAUCGUCACUCCACAGCUGCCCACAGUGGAAGUCGAGGAAGGGAGGGUAGAGGUGAUGGAGAUGAAAGUCAAACCCACCUCCAAGUUCUCCCUGUCCAAGUUUGGACUCUCAGGGCCAAAGGUGGCCAAGGCAGAGGCUGAGGGGGCUGGGCGAGCCACCAAGCUGAAGACAUCCAAGUUCGCCAUCUCACUCCCCAAGGCUCGGGUGGGGACCGAGGUUGAAGCGAAAGGGGUCGGAGAGGCAGGCCUGCUACCCGCUCUCGAUCUGUCCAUUCCGCAGCUCAGCCUGGAUGCCCAUCUGCCCACAGGCAAGGCGGAGGCGGCAGGGGCCGAUUUCAAGCUCAAGGGUCCCAGGUUCACCCUGCCCAAGUUUGGGGUCAGAGUCCGGGACACUGAGGCUGGAGAACUAGUGCCAGGGGUGUCCGAGUUGGAGGGCAAGGGCUGGGGUUGGGAUGGGAGGGUGAAGAUGCCCAAACUGAAGAUGCCCUCCUUUGGGCUGGCUCGGGGGAAGGAGGUGGAAAUCCAGGGUGGGCGUGUUAGCCCGGGAGAAAAGGCAGAAUUGAUGGUCGGGCAGCUUAAGAUCCCUGAGGUGGAACUGGUCACUCUGGGGGCCCAGGAGGAAGUGGGGGCAGAGGGGGCGGUGGCCGUCAGCGGAGCACGGCUAUCGGGCCUGCAAGUGUCCACAACCAGGCAGGCAGGCACUGAGGGCCAGGAGGAGGUGCGAAGGAUGCCCCUGGGCAUCUCUCUGCCUCAGGUGGAGCUGACCAGAUUUGGUGAGGCUGGCCUGGGUGCCACCUCGGGGCAGCAGGCUGAGAGUGCAGCCCCUUCAGCAGAGGGCACAGCAGGCUACAGGGUCCAGGUGCCUCAGGUGACCUUGUCUCUGCCUGAAGCCAAGGGAGAGGGUGGGGAGCUGUUGGUGGGAGAGGGCGUCUUCAAGAUGCCCACUGUGACCGUGCCCCAGCUUGAGCUGGAUGUGGGGCUGAGCCGAGAAGUGCAGGUGGGUGAGGCAGCCACAGAUGAGGGUGGGCUGAGGCUGAAGAUGCCCACAUUGGGGGCCAGAGCUGGGGCUGGGGUCGGGGGACCUGGAGACCAGCCCCCAGGGGCCGAACGAUCCUUCCACCUUUCACUGCCCAACCUGGAGCUCUCGCCUCCUGCCAUGGGCAGCCAUGCUGAGUACCAGGUGGUAGAGGGUGAGGGAGACGAUGGACACAAGCUCAAGGUUCGGCUGCCCCGGUUUGGCCUGGUGCGGGCCAAGGAGGGGGGUGAGGAGGGCGAGAAGGCCAAGAGCCCGAAGCUCAGGCUGCCCCGUGUGGGCUUCAGCCAGAGCGAGGCUGUUGCUGGGGAAAGCUCCCCCAGCCCUGAGGAGGACGAGGAGGAGGAGGAGGGCAGCAGGGAAGGGGCUUCUGGUCGCCGUGGCCGCCUACGAGUUCGCUUGCCUCGAGUGGGCCUGGCUACUUCUUCCAAGGCCUCUCGGGGGCAGGAGGGCGAGGCAGCCUCCAAGUCCCCUGGUGGGGAGAAGUCCCCCAAGUUCCGGUUCCCCAGGGUGUCCCUAAGCCCCAAGGCCCGGAGUGGGAGCAGGGACCGCGAAGAGGGUGGAUUCCGGGUCCGACUGCCCAGCGUGGGGUUUUCGGAGACAGGGGGCUCCAGGCCCCACCAGGGAUGGAGGGCACUCAGACUGGCUGUCAUCUGAAGCCCCAGGACAGGAGGGAGAC
Molecule: messenger RNA, 2908 nt
Organism: Myotis lucifugus (little brown bat)
Lineage: Eukaryota; Metazoa; Chordata; Mammalia; Chiroptera; Vespertilionidae
Product: periaxin-like
Biological process (GO): regulation of RNA splicing; peripheral nervous system myelin maintenance
Cellular component (GO): nucleus; cytoplasm
Source: RefSeq, a predicted model, not a curated record